Messenger RNA from Prunus mume (Japanese apricot), 1924 nucleotides. Its product is annotated as protein kinase family protein. The record is from RefSeq and is a predicted model, not a curated record. Gene Ontology annotation, cellular component: membrane; phagophore assembly site; autophagosome. Gene Ontology annotation, molecular function: protein serine/threonine kinase activity; ATP binding. Lineage: Eukaryota; Viridiplantae; Streptophyta; Magnoliopsida; Rosales; Rosaceae. Gene Ontology annotation, biological process: protein autophosphorylation; peptidyl-serine phosphorylation; regulation of autophagy.
CAGAUUCUUGUCUUCUGUUUGCCACCCCAACAUCGUUCGUCUCCUCAAAGCUUUCCAGAUUUUGAAUGCAGGUUCUUGAGGGAUUCCAUAAUCACAACUCAAGCUUUUAGAACCCCAAAUUCUCAACCUUUAUCUUUAUGAACUUUCAUAGAAGUUUGGAAGUGAACAUGGGAUUGUCUCUAAACAUCAAACUACUUUCAUGGUAUAUUUUACGUGCAAGGACUGUAAUUGAUCUGAUUCCUAGUUUUGAGGGUAUUGGAUUACAGAUUUUAACAUGGAACCCACAUAAUUUUUUAUUCCUUAUGUAGUAAACGUAGGGGAAGUCAUGAAUUGGAAUUAUUCCAAUACCCAUUCCUGAUAAGUAAACAUGCCAUAACGGAAUUGUGUACAUAGGGAUGAAGGGGAAUAGAGUGAGAUUAUAUAAAUGAAGAUAUCCAGGCACCAAACCUUUUAACAGUUGGAAACCAGCGUGUUAUUUGGCUAUUAUUUAGCAUGUUAUUCAUGUCUUCAACCCAGAAUGAAGGUUGCAUAUUCCUGGUCCUGGAAUUCUGCAAUGGGGGAAAUUUGGCAACCUAUAUUCGGCAACAUGGGAGAGUUCAAGAACAGAUUGCUAGAAAAUUUAUGCAGCAGCUUGGGGCUGGUUUGGAAAUACUACAUUCUCACCACAUCAUUCAUAGAGACUUAAAACCAGAGAACAUUCUACUCUCUCGCAGUGAUGAUGAUGCGGUGGUAAAGGUAGCUGAUUUCGGUCUCUCAAGAAGCUUACAUCCAGGUGAUUAUGUGGAGACAGUUUGUGGAUCCCCAUUAUACAUGGCACCUGAAGUUCUUCAGUUUGAAAGAUAUGAUGGAAAGGUCGACAUGUGGAGUGUUGGUGUAAUUCUUUUUGAGCUUCUUAAUGGUUGCCCUCCUUUUCCUGGUAGGACUAAUGUUCAGGUGCUUAAGAACAUCAAGUCAUCUACAUGUCUCCCUUUUGACCAACUCAUCCUUUCUCGGUUGCAUCCAGACUCUGUUGAUAUGUGUUCAAAACUGUUGUCUCGAAAUCCAGGUCUAGCAUUAUACCUUCCUCAAUUUCAUAUAUUCUUAUUGUACCCUUCACCAAAACUAGCUAUAUAUGUUGCUUCUCUGUUAGGACCAGGAUUCUCUACCAGGUUGGGAUUUUAUCUGGUUAUACCAGGGUAUUAAUUGUUCUAUUCUUUAAGGAGUUUAUGCAUCUUCUCCAAGCACUCAUUCCUUCACCCCUGCUGAUAGUUACUACCUAGAGCUAAGAUCAAAUCCCAUUAUCUCUACAAAUCAAUUCUCUGAAUGCAUGUAAGGGUGAAUAACCUCUAAAUAUUUACUUCGUAAAAGGAAAACAAAAUUAUUAUAAAUAAAAAAACUCAAUCUGUCCGACACCCAAAUUUCCCACAUCAAAACCCUAUUUUAAUUGUUGAGCCAUUCAAAUUUUUUUCCUUUGACUCUGAACUGUUAAUGUUAAGAAGGGCCGAUAGCUUGAAACCAGGAGAUACCUGAUCUGCCUAAAUAACUACAUAACGAAAAACCGUCAUGGAAUCCACUGCAUUUAGAUUCAAACUAAAGCUUUCCUCAUUAGCCAUCUAGAAGAACAGUUGCACGUUGAAGAUGAGUGAAAUUUUAGGGUAUACAAGUAAUUUCUAAAAGGUUUUCAUUGUUUGAAGUUUCAUUCGUAAAAUUUUAUUGAGUCUUACAUAUCAGGUUCAAUACCUUGCUCUUGCAUGUUGAGGAUAAUUGAGUGAUUUGAAUUUUGAUUAAAGAAAAUCAAUAUAGAUGAGAUUUUUGCAUCUGCUCUUCCCAAUUUCAGUUUAUUGUCUAUGUGAGCAUAAAGUUAAAGUUUAUUCAUUCGGUGUCGUAGUUUUCAUGGUGUAAUGUAACCUAAAAAUGUUGGUGAGACAUUGGUUUGAGGGUUCUA